Messenger RNA from Staurois parvus, 310 nucleotides. The record is from the annotation of a GenBank genome assembly. Lineage: Eukaryota; Metazoa; Chordata; Amphibia; Anura; Ranidae.
AAGUGACAUCUUGCUUACUACUUUGCAUGUGAUCACUGAUUGGCCAAUCAGUGAUCACAUGAUCGGGACCUCGUACAGAGGUCCCGUCCGACGAUCGGUGUUUCACUGUGUCCGGAGGACACAGCGGGCACCGGAUCGCGGUGCUGCGCGCUCCCAGGGAGCACGCACAAGCAGGUCCAAUGUUUCAGGUUGGAAUGGGCAAGCUGGAAAGGGAAGAUGCCUUAGCAUAGUGUUUUUUUUUUUUUUUUUUUUUUUUUUUCUCUGGCAUGUGUUAAACAUAUUUGUAAGAGGAGAGAGUUAUUUCACAUCA